AUGUCCUCAGCCCCCACGCUGCGGCCCGAGCAGAAGCAGCAGCAGCCGACCCAUAUUCGGCUGGAGAGCACCCGUGCUUAUUUGGACCACACCUGCGUUCCACUGCUGAUGGAAGCCAUGGCGGCUGUCUCACGCGCGCGCCCCGAUGACCCGAUCGACUUCAUUGCCCACUACUUGCUGCAGCACAACCCCUACCGCCGCGGUGCCGAUGCGACGAACGGCGGUGUUCAGCGCGAGAAGUAG
Molecule: messenger RNA, 243 nt
Organism: Trypanosoma grayi
Lineage: Eukaryota; Euglenozoa; Kinetoplastea; Trypanosomatida; Trypanosomatidae
Exons: 1
Coding region: 1-243 (80 amino acids)
Cellular component (GO): Set1C/COMPASS complex
Source: RefSeq, a predicted model, not a curated record